Messenger RNA from Lolium rigidum, 2470 nucleotides. Its product is annotated as protein PAIR1-like. Gene Ontology annotation, biological process: embryo sac development; chromosome organization involved in meiotic cell cycle; microsporogenesis. The transcript is spliced from 6 exons. The coding region runs from base 1594 to 2079 and encodes 161 amino acids. Gene Ontology annotation, cellular component: nucleus. NCBI's taxonomy places the organism in Eukaryota, Viridiplantae, Streptophyta, Magnoliopsida, Poales, Poaceae. The record is from RefSeq and is a predicted model, not a curated record.
AUCGGGCGGGCGACGCGCCAUCUCCCGCAGCCAGAGGUCGAAGAAUCGAGAGAACCAAACGCCCAAUUUCUUUCUCCCCCAAAUCCUCUGCCCCAACCUCACCGGCGCCAGAAGCCACCACACCCAUCGCCGCCGCCGCCGCCGCCGCCACACCCAGCGCCACCGCAGCCAGCUCGUUGCUCUCCUCCGCGCCUCCCCGUCGUGCGCAUCCGCAACACGCCCUUUCCCUGCUCCACAAGCCCGGCCUGGAUGCCACGCGCUGCCGCCGCUCCUGGCCGGCUUCGGCCGCUUCCGCCGCUCCUGGCCGGCUUCGGCCGCUUCCGCCGCCGGAAUAUCACCGCCUCGAUCUCCUCCAUUGGUUACCCGCCGACUCGCACCUCCUCAAGGUCCCCCGCACCGCCGAUGCACCUCCCUAGCGGAACCCUAGCGCGGGAGCAGAUGCGGCACUGGGCGUAGGAUUGGGGCACGGACGUGGUGGAAGAGGAUCUGGCGGUGGAGUGGUCCUCAACCUACCACAACAACGACGAGAGGUGCACGCUGCAUCAGGCUGGGAGGGCGGUUUCCCUUCGGUUCCCCGUUCAUCUGCAGUCAAGCUAAGCUAUGCUCCAUUUUUUACUUUGGCGAGUUUCUAAAAUCAUGCUAGUUCUUCACUAGUUUCCUUCCAAUCAUAUCCCUGUGUUGAGUGCGCAAACGUGAUUUGUACAUGUAGUGAUGUAUAUGUGGUGCUAUUGAUCUCUACCUUGCAAACUGAUGAACAAAUGUUUGCUAGAAUAACAGGGUCUGUUGGAUUCAGCAAGGAGAAGUUACUUUGUUGUGUUACCUGUUUUUUAUCUUCUGUUAUCCAUGUCACUUCAUCCUAACUUAACUAAUGUGUUUUUUUUCUUUUGCUGCCACGUUUCUUCAUUGGAUAAUAAGUGGUAUUUUGCUUCAACUGCAGUGUGCACUAUAGAUGAUCGUUUUAAUGUCGUAUGUUGGUUUUAUAAUUGGGUGUAUAUUCGUUCAUCUAUAGAUGUAUAAUUCCUGCGCGCGAUCAGGUAUCAUAUACAUCCGUCUUGGGAAUUGUCGAUUGAUUCCUGGAGGAAUACAUCUGUGUUGCGGCGCAAUACUUGUUUGGAGAAUUUUUCAAGGGAUUAGUUUACAAAAGAAAAUUAUCUUAUGCAAGGCUCUCUAUUUUUUCAUGCCAAUUGUUUAGUGUGUCUGGUGUAAUUAUUUCUCAAUGUGUGUUCUUUAUUUUUCAUGCCAAAAACUAUAUGGCUUAUAUCCUCCGUUCCUAAAAAUGCUUCUCAAGUUUAUGCCUGACAGAUUUUUCAUUUCAUUAACAUGCACUUCAAGCACAAUUAAUUUGGUAUGUUGAGUAGGUUCAAAAGAAUCAUAUCAUUUAUCGAGUUUGUAAGGUUGACUGGUGCAUGCUGUGCACCUGAAGGUUCUUUAAACAUACACUGUAGAUUAUUUUUCUAAGCUGCCAAAUUGUCUUAAAUAAAUUUAGAAGUACUAUAUUUUGUACUGAAAUGUCCAAUUGAUGGUGCUUCAACAUGUCAGAUUAAUGAGGAUGUUGAGCGCAAAUUUCAGCAUGUUGCAAGUUCAGUGCAUAAGAUGGGAAUGGUAUUAGACUCUGUUCAAAAUGAUGUUAUGCAUUUAAACAGAGCCAUGAAGGAGGUAUCACUAGAUUCAGGCAUACAGAAAAAGUUUGUGCUCGUAGAGACCUCUCUCCAGCAAAUUCUUAAGGGACAAGACGAUCUCAAGGCGCUCCUUGAAGGCAGCACAAAAAGCAAUCCUGACCAGAUGAGUGCUCUGAACAACCACACCAGCAAACUCGAUGAGAUAUUAUCGACACUUUCAAUCCUGAAGCAAAUGCAGGAAGAUUUGAGGCAACUGAAGGGUGACAUCUUCAGAAUCUUUACAAAAGAGAUGGAGGGGAUUGUUAGAGCUAUCAGUUCUCUCAAUAGUAGGCCUGAUGCAGUGCAAGCACCGACAGUAUGUGUCCUUGUUACCCAACUGAUUAAAUGCACAACCGGUUCAUUGGUGAGAGUAGCUUACCUAUUGUGCUUUAACAGGUACAAUGCUAAAUACUCAAGGUGAUGCUGAUCGCUGAUGCCGUACCAUCUCAGUCGCCUGGGUUCAACUGAAGGUAGUCGCCUGGGUUCAACUGAAGGUGAUGCUAUCAGUGAUGAUAUUCGAAGUCGAAAUAUGGUGAUGAUUUUGACUGUAUACAAACUGAGAGUGUCAUAAUUUUUGUCUCCCUUUUGCUGAAUCAAAUUACUACAAACUGAGAGUGUCAUAAUUUUCGUCUCCGUUUUGCUCUGUGAGACAUAGUGAGAUAUUAUGUUGAUCGCAACAAAGUGUAUUGGAUUCCUGUAUGACAGUGUGUACUUAUUCUUGGAUUCUUGUAUGACAGUAUGUGCUCAUUCUUGUAUAACAUAAUGUUCAUAUUAUGUGCUCAUUCUUGUAUGAUAGCGAGUAGCACAUGAAA